Schistosoma intercalatum is the source of this 768-nucleotide messenger RNA. NCBI's taxonomy places the organism in Eukaryota, Metazoa, Platyhelminthes, Trematoda, Strigeidida, Schistosomatidae. The record is from the annotation of a GenBank genome assembly.
AGAAGAUUGCUGAUCUGUGAAGCAAUAUUUUUACCAUUUAUCCAUUCAUUCAAUUACUUGAAGUACAAUUGGCAAAGCAGCGGGUUCUGUUACUAUAAGCGUGACAGUCAACGAUGGGUCGUAUGCACAGUGGUGGGAAAGGGAUUUCAAGAAGUGCUUUGCCUUAUAGGCGAUCUGUCCCAACAUGGCAAAAAAUGACGGCAGAUGAAGUGAAGGAGCAGAUAUACAAGUUAGCGAAAAAGGGAUUAUCACCAUCUCAAAUUGGUGUUAUUCUGCGUGACAGCUUUGGUGUCGCUCAGGUCAGGUGGCUAGCUGGAAACAAAAUACUUCGCAUUCUGAAGUCCAAGGGUUUGGCACCAGAUAUUCCAGAAGAUUUGUACCAAUUAGUCAAAAAGGCAGUUGCUAUUCGUAAACACUUGGGCAGGAAUGCUAAGGAUAAAGACAGCAAAUUCAGACUUAUUCUGGUUGAAAGUCGUAUUCAACGUUUGGCACGCUACUACAAAAGAAAAAGAGUUCUACCGCCUAACUGGAAGUAUGAUAGUUCCACAGCGUCAACACUGAUUGCUUGAUUCAUAAUAUGACAAUGUAAAGUAUGUGGUUGAAUAAAUUUGUCUUGGCGACAUGUUUGCCAUAAUUUUACAAAAGCAAGGUGGUUGGUUCGUGUUUGGAUUGACCCACUUGCCAUUUUUAAACUACCAUAUCAUUCAAGUAAAUAUCUUAAUAUUUGAUGGGUUCAGUAUAUUCGCUUGUAUUCAUGUUGCAUUUUAG